AUGUUUUGGUCUGCGGCGUUGGAUCUGAAGACGCAGCGGCCACUGGGUCGUCCGUCCUACGGUUCCUUCAGUCGCUCUUCCAGCAGCAGUAGCUUCCACAUUCCGCAGAGCAUCCCGGAGCACCAGCCGGUGUCGUUCACAUCCCCGGUGCCGGAUAAGCGCCGCGUCGAGGAGUACGUCGAGCGUCCCGACACGGCCUUCGCGCGCACGCGAGCGUCGCUGCAGCUCUCGGAGCGCACGCAGACGGCGCUCAAGAUGCUGCUGCAAGGUGAGCGUGAGCGCAAACCAGUCAAGGCCUCGGUCACGCCCAAGUUCGCACCGGACAUGUAUAGCAUGAGCAAGAUCAGUGGCUACAGCGCACUGCAGGCGCCUAUGAAGGAGCUGCCCGAACGCACACCACUGCUCAAGCCGCUGGCGCGCGCUCACGGUCAAGACGAACCCAAUCCGCAAGAUCACAACGAGCACAACUACUGGAUGCAAGAGCUGGAACGGCGCCGUGCUGGUCUUAAGAGAAGCAGACGCCGCACAUGCACCCCCAUGUCUGAGAGAGCCACCACAUCCCCCCUCAAAGUGGGCGUGGUCAUGUGCUCUGUGCCUCUGGUGCUCGUGCUGGGUUUCAUCCUCUUCGUGUUUGUAUUUGGAGGUGGAACUGACGCACCCAUGGACGUCAUGAGCAAUCUGCUGGGCAUUGGCGGCGACGAUGCAGACUCGAUUGCUGCUAAACAUGACGCCGCUGCAGACAACGUCGCUAGGACGUUUGCUCGUCCGCCAGAGGAGGUACGACUGGAAAAAGAGAGCCCCGUAAUGACAUUCGAUAUGUCGACAAACCUGCGCGGCGCUCUGAAGAAGAAGGCGGAGGAAUGA
Messenger RNA from Phytophthora nicotianae INRA-310, 864 nucleotides. RefSeq lists its product as hypothetical. The transcript has a single exon. NCBI's taxonomy places the organism in Eukaryota, Oomycota, Peronosporomycetes, Peronosporales, Peronosporaceae. The record is from RefSeq and is a predicted model, not a curated record. The coding region runs from base 1 to 864 and encodes 287 amino acids.